UUGUUCAUUAGCCACGUCUGGAAAAAUGGCGGCGACCAUGGCAAAGUUUGAGUUGUUGUUUAAGAAGAAAUCGGCGUUAUUUCUCUUAAUUACCACGAUCGCUAUUCUGUCUACCGUACACAGCGUUAUUGCUCAAGAUCACAUCGACGAGUACGAUGAGGGAGACUUGGAAAAUCCUUCAUACAAAUGGUCUAAGGAGGCUAACGUAGAGCAUGAUCACGAACCGGUACCUCACCCCCAUGGUGAUGAUCAUCAUCAGCAUACGCACAGCGAUCAUGCGCAUUCUCACGAUAACAAGGAGCGUGUAGGAGGUUCCGAUCAUGGUCACACCCACCAGCAUCACGGUCAUAGCCAUCAUGGACAUUCCCACGGUGCACAGAAGCAAGCGCGUCGGUUCGAUCCGCCGGGCGGCGAACAGGACACGAUCACAAUGUGGGGAAGCGCGAUCGGAGCCACCCUGCUCAUCAGCGCUGCGCCAUUCCUAAUACUCUUCUUCAUUCCAAUGGACAACAAAGAUGGUCACGAAAAUCUGCUGAAAAUCCUGCUCAGUUUCGCGUCGGGUGGAUUGCUGGGCGAUGCAUUCUUGCACUUGAUACCGCAUGCUAUAUAUGCGAAUCAGGCCUCCGAAGAAGAUGGCUCCAGUGGAGGCCAUGGAAAUGAAAUGAAAGUUGGUCUGUGGGUGCUCGGUGGAAUCGUGGCCUUCCUAAUGGUUGAGAAAUUUGUCAGGUAUGUGAAAGGAGCCCAUGGGCAUUCACAUGGACAUUCCAAUCAAGCUGCCCCCAAUCAGACAAAGACAAAAUGCUCGGAUUCAGAGACAGAUAGUGACAAGAAAAAGAAGAGGGCUACUGGAGACACAAAUGCAAAGAACAAAACAAAAGACAGAAAAAACAGUAAACUGAGUAAAGUGAAAGCAGCUGAAGAAAGUGAGGACAUAAAAGUAUCCGGCUAUCUCAACCUGGCCGCUGACUUCACGCACAACUUCACCGACGGCCUGGCGAUCGGUGCAUCGUUCCUCGCUGGCCGCGGCGUCGGCAUCAUCACGACGAUCACGAUACUCCUCCACGAGGUUCCCCAUGAGAUCGGAGACUUCGCUAUCCUAGUCCAGUCCGGAUGUUCCAAGAAAAAGGCGAUGCUGCUGCAGCUGACGACAGCGACCGGCGCGCUGGCCGGAUGCAUCAUGGGAUUGCUCGCUGAGAACAUCGGUGAAGCGGCGGUCGCGUGGAUUCUGCCGUUCACCGCUGGCGGCUUCAUCUACAUUGCCACCGUGUCCGUCAUCCCCGAGUUGCUGGGAGACACCAAGUUCUGGCAGUCGGUGAAGGAGAUCCUUGCGUUACUCGUCGGCGUGGCGAUGAUGGUCUUCAUUGCCGAGAUCGAGUAGAGUAGACUCGUUAGAGCCACGCACGGGUGUCGGUCCGUGGGCCUAGGGCCGCAGAAUUCGGAAUUCUUGGGGAGGAGUUCGUACGUUCGAAAUUCCAGUUUUACUGGUUUCGUAAUUUUCUGGCAACGUUUUGGGGAUUUGGCUCGUGGAGUGCGUGGUUGUUGUUUGCUCCCGUACAGUGCUUUCGACGUCUCUCUGCUAGUGCUUCCACAUAGAAGCAGUGGGAGUGAGACUGGGUUUCUGCUGAAGCAGGUUAGGUGUGUUACAGCCGUUAACAGUGUAGUUCUCAGAGAUGUAUCCGACGGGCUAUUUGCACGAUGUAUACUCUUUGUCUGUUGCUUCAAAGAAGAGCUAGCUAAUUUUGAGAUUCCACGUUUUGUUCACGCUUAUUUCGGCACUCGAUUGGCAAUACGUGGUUUUAGUUGGGAAGCUGCUAUUGUCGCGAGUUCACCCACCUAUAUAUGUCCUAUAAGCAAUGGGUGACCAGAGCUAUUCAUCUUGCCAGUUUUACGGUUGAAUUAAUCAUUAACAUCAGUGGGUGGUUGCGUUACUUCACUAUCAGCGAAAGAGAGGAUGAACACUGUUGUCUCAAUAUAUAUAUAUACAUAUACAUAUAUAUAUAUAUCAGGAGUUAAUGAAGACAAAGAGGAUAACAAGGAGUUAAUUUGUCUUCAUUAACUCGUGAUAUAUAUAUAUAUAUACGAUGGUGUGUUAUGGAUGUUUGUUUGCUAAGAAUCUCCCAAUGUCAUUGAUUCUAACUAGUCUGCAUGUGUCGUAGCCUUGGCAGAGCAGAGCGGUGGAACCACAGCCGUCCUCAGCCACACAUCCAACAUUCCAAGUACUAACACACCGGCUCUGCUGGCUGACAGAGAAUGCAACAAGCGUAUGUAUAUGCACACCUGUUAGGAGAUAUGAUGCGCAGAAUAUAUUUAGGGUACUGUUAGUGUUACACUGAAUUGGGGAUUUCCGAUUCCCUGGUGGCAGAUGUGUGAAGUCCCAUCGGAUCGUAAAUGAUUUUUUGACACUCGAAGAAUUAUGUACAUAAACCGUGUGGAGAAGCAGUAAGGACACAUAUUUAUAAGAAUGUUGUAUAUUAGACGAUGCAUUGUGCUCUGUUAUUGUGCUCAUUGUGCUCAUUCACGCCCGCUGACAGAUUUCUGUCCUGAUUUUAAUCUGCGUCAUUACCUUCAGUUUGCCAUUUUGCACCUGUUCCAUUUAUGACUCAACAGAUUUGGCAGUCAAAUCUCGUUAUUAAUGUUAUUCAGUGCUGAAGUAAUACCAACGCAAUGAGAACCAGUGCGGUAUGUGACUGAAUUAGUUGCAAUUAUCAUUGCAAACGAUUUGGUUUGCAGAUUCUAAUAGGUGGCAUAGAGUUGGCUCGUACCACGUCAGCUUUAAAAAUUGCUUGGCUUUUCGAGCUUGGGCAAUGCUAGAGGGUAAUCGUUUAUCGUAUUCUAUGACUGCUUGAAUUGCACUUGGUGCUCGGGUGGUUAAAAUUAUGCUUCAAAAAUGCCAAAAAAAUCUCAGUCAUGUAACCAACUAAUAUAACUAACUUAAUAAAUGUGAAAUUAUUUUAAA
Priapulus caudatus is the source of this 2956-nucleotide messenger RNA. Its product is annotated as protein catecholamines up-like. Gene Ontology annotation, cellular component: membrane. The transcript has 4 exons. NCBI's taxonomy places the organism in Eukaryota, Metazoa, Priapulida, Priapulimorpha, Priapulimorphida, Priapulidae. Bases 26 to 1378 code for a protein of 450 amino acids. Gene Ontology annotation, molecular function: zinc ion transmembrane transporter activity. Gene Ontology annotation, biological process: zinc ion transmembrane transport; intracellular zinc ion homeostasis. The record is from RefSeq and is a predicted model, not a curated record.